This is a messenger RNA of Eutrema salsugineum, 1363 nucleotides long. RefSeq names its product BAHD acyltransferase At3g29680. The record is from RefSeq and is a predicted model, not a curated record. The transcript has a single exon. Bases 8 to 1339 code for a protein of 443 amino acids. Lineage: Eukaryota; Viridiplantae; Streptophyta; Magnoliopsida; Brassicales; Brassicaceae.
CUCAACGAUGGCGUAUAACGUGAUCAAGAUCUCUCGAGUCGGCCCUGCAACAGAUCUGGUCGACCCGCUCAUUCUCCCACUCACUUUCUUCGAUUUAGUGUGGCUAAAAGACAUUCCUACGAACCGAAUCAUCUUCUACAAACUCACUGAGUCAUCUCCCGACUCCUUCUACUCCGUGAUCCUCCCCAAGCUCGAGCGUUCCCUUUCCCUUGUCCUCGCACACUUUCUCCCUCUCUCCGGUCACCUCAAGUGGAACCCACAAGAUCCUAAGCCGCACAUCGUCAUCUUACCGCAAGACACUGUCUCUCUCACAGUGGCCGAGACGGACGCCGAUUUCUCUCAUGUUUCCGGCAAAGGGCUCCGUCACCAGCCUGAGUUACGCGCUCUAGCGCCGGAGUUACUGGUAUCUUCUGACUCACCCUCUAUUCUUGCUCUGAAGAUCACUUUGUUCCCGAAACAAGGCUUUUGCAUCGGAAUCACAAUCCACCAUGCUGCCCUGGACGGCAACACAGUGGUAAAAUUUAUAAAAUCUUGGGCUCACUUCUGUAAAUACGGAACAAUGCCCCAAGAUUUGCAGCUACCAAUGCUUUUAGAUCGUACAGUCAUCAAUCUUCCAGCGGAACUCGAAUCGAAGAUCUUCCAACUCUCACAGUACAAUGCCAACGAAAGAACUUUAAAGCUUUCUCCCACCAAAGAGAUUGACGAAGAUGUCGUUAGGAUCACGCUCGAGCUGACUCAGGAAAACGUGAAGAAACUCGUAGAGCGAGCCAAGAGCGGGUCAACUCGAUCCGAUCUCCACUUGUCAACUUUCGUAGUCACCUACGCCUAUGUAUUGACCUGUAUGGUGAAGGCACGUGGAGUUGACGAAGAUCAACCAGUUCCAUUUACUUACGUUGCUGAUUUCAGAGAACGGUUAGACCCGCCGGUUCCUGUGACCUACUUUGGGAACUGUGCGUUACCUAUCAAUUUUUCUGGAGACAAAGCGAAGACGUUCUUGGGACAAGAUGGAUUCGUCAAUGGUGUCAAGAUUCUCGGAGAUUCUGUUAGAGCACUGAGUUUGGGAGGAGCUGAGUCAAUAUGGGAGUUGUAUGAGGAAGGAUUAAAGAAGAUGGAGCAAGGUAUACAGAAGCUGUCGGUUGCUGGGUCUAACAAGUUUGGGAUAUACGGGUCGGAUUUUGGGUGGGGAAGACCCGUUAGUACUGAGAAUAUAUCUAACAGCUUAAACCUUCUGUUCUCUAUGUCGGAGAGGAGGGAUGAGACCGGUGGUGUGGAGAUUGGGAUUUGUUUGAAGAAGUGUGGGAUGGAUGUUUUUAUUUCUGUGUUUCAAAAUGGAUUGUAAACUAAAAAAAAAAUGGAAUGAUUA